AUGGGGACUGUGAAUAGCUGUCACAAUGAAGCUAGAAUACAGUUUGAGGCUUUUCAAGAUCAAAGGCAUAGUGUGGGGAAUAUUUUACGAGUACAUAGUCGCGAUAUGGAAAUUGAUUAUCGCACUCGUUUAACAGCAAUGUUGGAUGUGACACGCUUUCUAUUGAAGCAAGGGUUACCUUUUCGAGGACACGAUGAGUCAACUAGUUCUUCAAAUAGAGAGAUCACACUUUCUAUAAUUAAUGAUAUUGGAGAUAAAUUUUUUUCUUUGAUGGUUGAUGAGGCUCGGGAUAGUUCAGUGAAGGAGCAUAUGGGAGUUGUUUUGAGAUUGAGAGGCCAAGGAUAUGAUGGAGCUUCAAAUAUGCGUGGCGAGUUUAAUGGAUUGAAAUCUCGAUACUACAAGAAAAUCCAUUUGCAAUUGAUAGAAGUGUUAGGAAAUGUACAUGAUGAUGCCUCUUAUUCUGCGAACAAAGGUGUUGCUGCAGGUUUAAUUGAGAAGAUGGAGAGUUAUCAAUUUGUUUUUGUGUUACAUUUGAUGAAGUAUAUAUUGGGAAUUACAAAUGAGUUAUCACUUUCCCUACAACAAGGGGAUCAAAAUAUUGUUCAAGCCAUGUCCUUGGUUAGAAGUGUGAAAUGUCGACUACAAGACUUCAGGGAAGAUGGAUGGCAGAUAAUUUUGGAACAAGUUAACACAUUUUGUGAAUUGAAUAUGAUUCCAAUACUUGAUAUGGAGGACAACAUGCUAACUCGUGGUCAUGGCAGGCGUAGAGGGCAACUCAUCACCAAUUUUCAUCAUUAUCGUGUGGAGAUUUUUUGUCAGGUUGUUGAUUUAAUUAUACAAGAGAUGAAUAAUCGUUUUUCAGAAGUUAGUACGGAAUUACUUGGUUGCAUAUCAUGUCUUCAUCCAAGAAAUUCUUUCUCUCAAUUUGAUGUUCACAAACUCAUCCAUCUUGCCGAUUUUUAUCCCGAGGACUUCUGUGAGUUGGCAUUAGUUUUACCAGUUGCAACUGCUUCGGUUGAACGAGUUUUUUCUGCAAUGAAGACUGUGAAGACUGAUUUACGUAAUAAAAUGGGAGAUGAAUGGAUGAAUGACAGUCUAGUUGUAUAUAUUGAAAAGGAUAUUUUUUCUACAAUUGAAAAUGAGCAAAUAUUACAACAUUUUCAACGAAUGCAGUCUCGUAGAAUCCAAUUAUCUCCUUUUGUACCGACUCGUCAGCCGUCGCAGACUUCUGUGCCAACCCAGAAAUGA
Molecule: messenger RNA, 1248 nt
Organism: Zingiber officinale
Lineage: Eukaryota; Viridiplantae; Streptophyta; Magnoliopsida; Zingiberales; Zingiberaceae
Exons: 6
Coding region: 1-1248 (415 amino acids)
Source: RefSeq, a predicted model, not a curated record